Messenger RNA from Oppia nitens, 1560 nucleotides. Its product is annotated as cytochrome P450 2C31-like. The record is from RefSeq and is a predicted model, not a curated record. NCBI's taxonomy places the organism in Eukaryota, Metazoa, Arthropoda, Arachnida, Sarcoptiformes, Oppiidae. Gene Ontology annotation, molecular function: monooxygenase activity; oxidoreductase activity, acting on paired donors, with incorporation or reduction of molecular oxygen; iron ion binding. The transcript is spliced from 7 exons. Bases 20 to 1531 code for a protein of 503 amino acids.
AAAAAAAAAUUUGUUAGCAAUGUUUUUAUUGGCAAUAAUUUAUUUGAUUUUUUCAAAUGCUAUUACUCUACUGUCAGUUAUAACUGUAUAUUUUGUGAUAACCAAAAUCUAUAGUGAUUACCAGAUUCGUGCCAAAUUGCCUCCCGGUCCACGAAAUUGGCCACUUAUUGGCAACUUGGAGUCGAUUUCGGGUGCCACUUCAAAAACGUUUGUCGAGUGGUCUAAAAAAUAUGGACCAGUCAUUGGUUUACAAAUGGGUUCAUCUCCAACUAUAAUACUCAAUGACUGGCCGUCCAUUAAGGAUGCCUUUUCUCAGGACACAACACUUGCCCGACCGAAAGAUAAUAUAUUUUCAAUAAUAGGACCCGAAGGUUUUGGAUCAAUGAGUGGACAGGUAUGGAGAGAGCAGAGAAGAUUUUUGUUGCAUAAGUUUAGAGAUCUGGGUUUUGGAAAGACAUCGAUGGAAGACCAUAUCAUCGACGAGAUUAACCAUUUAUCUGAACUAAUUGACAAAACAUUGGACACCGAAACAAAUACAAGAGAACUGUUCGGUAUUAGUGUAUCCAAUAAUGUCAGCUCUUUUAUAUUUGGCCGACGACUCGACUAUUUGGAUAAUAAUAAGAAAGUCAUCGACGAAUUGGUUAAACCUAAUCCCAGCCUAUCUUUGACCAGUGCUUUCGCCCAAUUCCCGGCAGUUUCCAGAUUUGUCGUCAAUAAACUAAGCUUUUUGUUACCACAAUCUAAUAAUGAUUUACAAAAACUAUUUGACAAUAUUUGUAAUAUAAUGAAAAAUGAAAUCAAAUCACACGAAAAAACAUUGGAUUCAAAUAAUUUUCGCGAUUAUAUGGACGCGUUUAUCACUGAAUCUCAAAAAAAUGCUAACGACUCUAAAACAUCAUUUAAUAAUCAAAUGUUAGUAGCAAACAGCAUGAAUUUAUACGGUGCAGGAACUGCUACAACAACACAGACACUUGAAUGGUCACUACUAGUGUUGGCCACACACCCGGAGGUUCAGCUGAAAAUCCAGAAAGAAAUUGACGACAUUAUCGGCAGAUAUGAGAUACCAAAGUAUGGCUAUAGAAAUCAGAUGCCAUAUCUUCAGGCAUUCAUCUAUGAAGUGUUGAGAUACAGAUCAAUCGUACCAAUUGAUUUGCCCCGAAGUACAAGUGAAGACACUAUAAUCGGUGGACAUAAAAUACCGAAAGGUACACAAAUAUUGGCCAACUUUUGGGCCAUCGAUAACGAUCCGAAACUAUGGGACAAUCCGCAAGUGUUUAAACCCGAAAGGUUUCUCAAAGAUAACGGAACAACUUUCUUCAGACCCGACCAUUUCAUACCAUUUUCUUAUGGCAAGAGGUCGUGUCCGGGAGAGGUAUUAGGAUUGGCAGAGAUAUUCCUCUACAUCGUAUCAUUGCUACAAAAAUAUGAUAUCAAACCCACCAAAAAUACGGACACAACACUUGAUUAUAAGAUUCAGUUUUCGGUUAUACCUAAGGCUGAACCCGUUGUUUGCUUUAAUAAACGUGUUUAGGAGUAAUAAUAAUAAUAAUAAUAAUAAUA